Molecule: messenger RNA, 1905 nt
Organism: Galendromus occidentalis (western predatory mite)
Lineage: Eukaryota; Metazoa; Arthropoda; Arachnida; Mesostigmata; Phytoseiidae
Gene: TTLL12
Product: Tubulin tyrosine ligase-like 12
Exons: 5
Coding region: 36-1859 (607 amino acids)
Biological process (GO): protein modification process
Cellular component (GO): cytoplasm
Source: RefSeq, a predicted model, not a curated record
GUCGUACGUCAGGAGCCUCGCGGUGGUCUCGCAGCAUGGGUGUUCCAUUAGAUCCAGAGUUUUUGAAUUUUCUAACGAGUCACAGGACGCAACUCGAAACAAGUGGCGUGCCAGAGCAUUUCUGGUCAGCUCUCUACCGGAAAUUGUGUUCGGAGACUUUUGACUCCGGUGGAACCUUCUCCUUCGCUCGCUUGCAGGACGAUGAGGGCGAAGAAAGCGAGCUUGUUGUCGUAUUGUCGAAACCGAAUGGACUCAGAGCGACCGAUCCCGAAGGAAUCUAUCUGUGUGAUCACGCUUGGACUUUCAGACCGGAUGCGGCGAAAACCAUUCUUGAGUGCAAUGGAGCUCUCAGGGAGAGACUGGCUGCGCUGAUGGACCUAGCAUCUUCGGAUGUUGACGAAGUUUUGCCGAGAAUUUGGCGUUACGCACAAACGUAUUCUCUGGGGUUGACCGAAAUCGAAGACAGUCUACCAGUCUGGUAUAUCGUGGAUGAGCUCGGGUCGAGAAUAUCUCAUUCCAGGAGCCCGAAUUUCCGUUUAGUGCCUCUUUAUCAUCACAAAAAUAAACAAACCUACUCCUUGUUGUUCCCUAUCGAAGACAUCGAGGAAAAUAGCGUGGUCACACGGAACUAUAUCGAGGGACCGCCAACCGACGAAGAGACCGCGAGGGCCCUUUUGUUACCCUGGUACGAUUUCGACUUCCGACACAUAGACUUCCAUCAGGAGGAGCCCGAUGAAGAGUUUUUCCAGGGAGGCAGACAUUUGGAAACGAUGCCCGGAUAUAAGGAUGGAGGCGACGGCGAAGGUCCAGCGAUGAGCUUCGUCAGAGAUCGCCGUCUGAAGGUAUUCACCGACUACAGGGUCCUUCAGGAAAACCUCACACGGGACGGUCGUUAUGAGGUCACCACGAAUUUCGACGAGGCUGAUAUCGUUUGGCUCAACACACAUUUCAAGGACUUCGCGGAAUUCCAGGGGGAAUGUCCCGAAAAGAUGAUCAAUCAGUUUCCUUUCGAGCACAUCCUCACCGUUAAAGAUCUCUUCGCAGUUGUCAGUCGACGGGGAGCACCGAAAGCGGAUGAUCUGACAACCUAUCCGCAAUGGAUUGCCACGACUUUCAAUCUGAGAACCGAGCUGCCGAAAUUCGUCUCGUACUUUCAGCGGCGCGCGGAUGCGAAUCUCGACAACCAUUGGAUAGUCAAACCCUUCAAUCUGGCGAGAUCUCUCGACACUUACAUAUCGGAGAACGUCGAGUUCAUAACCCGGGUCGCGACGACGGGCCCGAAGAUCGUGUGUAAAUACAUAGUCGAUCCAGUUCUUUUCAAUCGAGCAGGAGUAGGAAAAGUCAAGUUCGAUAUCCGGUAUUGCGUCUUGCUCAGAAGCGUGCGGCCGCUGAAGCUGUGGGUACACAAGAAGUUCUACCUUCGCUUCGCCAAUAAACCUUUCUCGCUCGAUGACUUCCACGUCUACGAGAAACAUUUCACUGUGAUGAACUACGCCGACGACAUCACGAUGGAAAAUAUGCUUUGUGACGAGUUCGUUCAAGAGUUUGAGCAACAGAAUGAUGUCCGAUGGGAGAAUGUGGAAGGAAAAAUUUUCGCCGCCCUCCGAGAACUGUUUCAGAACGCUGUAAAGAUGGCCCCGCCACGGGGAAUCGGCGACAGUCCCCAGUCGCGAUCCAUGUACGCAGUCGACCUCAUGCUGGAGUGGGACGAUGGAGGCAUCCAGCCGAAACUGCUCGAAUUGAAUUGGGCUCCUGAUUGCAAGAGAGCGUGCGAAUUCUACCCGACAUUCUUCGCGGACGUCUUCGACGCCCUGUUCAAAGAUGAUCUGUCGUCCGGCAACAUCCUUGAACUUCUGUGAAAUGAUAUCAUGCGAGCCUAUUUCGAGAAUCGCGACUCGAAUGAAC